Suillus subalutaceus is the source of this 462-nucleotide messenger RNA. RefSeq lists its product as uncharacterized. The coding region runs from base 1 to 462 and encodes 153 amino acids. The transcript has a single exon. NCBI's taxonomy places the organism in Eukaryota, Fungi, Basidiomycota, Agaricomycetes, Boletales, Suillaceae. The record is from RefSeq and is a predicted model, not a curated record.
AUGAAUACCACCAAUUGGAUACUGCUCUUGAUGCAGGUCUUUGAUGGAGGAUCCUCGAAAGAGGGCUGGCUUCUGACGAGAACCAACCUCCCGCAUGAUGUGUUUGUUGGUUGCAAAUCGCUCGACAAUCUGGUCAUUGAACUCUGCGUGUUCUUCUCGCAUCAGUACACUAAGAUCCCAGAGGAAGAGAAGGCUGCACUUGCAAACCUCCGGGCCGUGUUGCAGACACACACAAUGGAAGGGCCACUGUACUUGGCCGCACAGAAGUAUAUAACGGAGUCUCUUGCCUACAAGCAGGAGAUGGGUAUGAAGGUCAUACAUUUACACGACUCUGUUAUAGACAUUUACGACAAGCACCUUCAAGUACCUGGCUGGCCUAAUGAUCCUGCUGUGAACAAGAAGCACUUCCUUACAAGCCAGGAGGUCGCAUGGUCACAAAGUCAAUACCAUCUUCGCGGGUAG